This is a messenger RNA of Bombina bombina (fire-bellied toad), 3212 nucleotides long. RefSeq names its product fibrinogen like 1 (gene FGL1). Bases 129 to 1073 code for a protein of 314 amino acids. The transcript is spliced from 8 exons. NCBI's taxonomy places the organism in Eukaryota, Metazoa, Chordata, Amphibia, Anura, Bombinatoridae. Gene Ontology annotation, biological process: negative regulation of T cell activation; regulation of immune response. The record is from RefSeq and is a predicted model, not a curated record.
ACUCAUAACAGAACUAAGUUCCAAAGCUGAACAAGAAAACAGAACACAGAGCUCUGCUCAGAGAUACAGCACCAUACAGUUCUAACGAGAAAUAAACUGCAGAUUAUUUAGGUAAAAGAUCCCUCAAGAUGAAGAAUUUCUUUUUCUCUAAUUGCCUUUGUGUCAUUGUUGCUUUUUCCAUCUUACCUAUAUCGCAGGCCCUGGAGAGCUGUCUGCAGGAGCAGCUAAGGCUUAAGGCCCAGGUGAGAAUUCUUGAACACCAGGUAAAACAGCAGCACAUUAAGAUCCAGCAUAUGUUGCAAGAGAGAGAGAUCCAGUUAAUGGACAGAGGCGAUGAGAAUCGUGUCUUUGAUCUUGGUGAAAAAAGAAACUAUGCAGAUUGUGCUGAUAUAUAUAAUGAUGGCCACCAACUGAGCGGUUUCUACAAGAUAACCCCACUGGAGAGCAACACUACAUUUUAUGCUUUCUGUGACAUGUCUGAAGGAGGGGGUUGGACUGUCUUUCAGAGGCGUUCUGACGGAAGCCAAGACUUUUACAGGAAUUGGACUGAUUAUAAACAGGGAUUUGGUGAUUUUAACUCGGCAAAAGGAGAAUAUUGGCUUGGGAACAACAACCUACAUUAUCUGACAAGGCAAGGAGAUUACAUUCUGAGAAUUGACCUUAUGGAUUUUGAAGGGCAGAGACGGUUUGCACAAUACAAAAGCUUUAGAGUUGAAGAUGAGCAGAGCUUAUAUCAGAUAAUCUGUGGGGAGUACACAGGUACAGCUGGAGAUUCUCUUACUGGUGGGUUUAACGCUGAAGUUAAAUGGUGGGCAAACCACAAUGGCAUGAAAUUCAGCACUUGGGACAGAGACAAUGACAACUAUGAAGGAAACUGUGCGGAAGAGGACAAGGCAGGAUGGUGGUUUAACAGGUGUCACUCUACCAAUUUAAAUGGUAUCUACUAUAAAGGACCCUACACAGCUAAGACUGAUGACGGGAUUGUUUGGUACACAUGGCACGGAUGGUGGUAUUCUCUGAAAUCAGUUGUCAUGAAGGUCAGGCCUUCAGAAUUUCAACCAAAUAUUAUUUAAACAGUAAAAUUAAAUCCACUCUCCAGGAUACUUAAGGGCACAAAUACAACAUAACUUUGUAAAUGGAGUCAGAAUAUUAUGUAAUAUGUUCACACAAUGACUGUACAUAGUAAAUACAGUUAUGUCAUUUCAAAUACCUGUUUAAUGUCUUAAGCCAUCUGUAACAGAAAUAAGGGAAAUGCACAUUAAUUUAGCACUAUGUUUAUGGCUCAGAUGCUAAAAAGUGAAAUUUGCUUGUCACAGAACAUUAGGAGCUUGUGUUAUAUCAUUAGGUAAAAACCUGUGAUAAUAUCAUGUGCCAAACAAAUAACCAUAUGCAGGUGUUAUUGCAUAUACAAUUAACACACCAAUGUAAUCAACAAUUGUAGCCAUAUUUAACCAUUUGGCCAUAGUUCCCACUACUUGUUAAAUAUAGUAUUAUAGUUUGCAGAUAUUUAUCUUAAAAAAAAAUCUAAGUAAUAAACUAUCAUCUCUUUAUAGGUAAUGACAUAAAUUGCUAGGAUUAUAUAUCUAGCCUUACAUACUUAAAAGUGCCUAUUUGCCUUGUCACUCAAAUUAAACUCACUCUAUUUACCAGUCAGUGCUUUACAAGAAAAAAAUACUAUAAAGAAAAUAACAUCCAAUGCAGUUUCCUUUUGAAUGUACUGGGCAACUUAUGAGCAAGAAAUUUUAACUGCUCCUUUAUUUCCUUUAUUGUAUUAUACUAUAUACUAUGUACUAUAUAUAUUGUAUAUAGUAUAUAUAUUAUUUUUUUCCAUAUAUGCAAGUUGUGAAUAUGAGCAAUUUCAAAUGACCUUAAAUAAAACUCUUGUGUUCCUCUUCUAAAAACACUCAGGGCACGUUUGCCGUAAAUGACUCUUCUGACCUCCCCAUACAUUCUCUUACCCAUUAUGCAGGUACAGACAUCAUAUUGGCUUGCAGCGUCUCCUCAGCAAUCAAGGGCUGAUAUGAAGUGUAAUGCCUUUAAAGUGUAGUAAAUAACACUGAAUACAGCAGUGCCUGAAGUUCAUCAUUUUCCUGAAUAUAAGGUUCAUAUUAUUCAAACUUAUUAUAUCAUGCGUAUGAAAAAGCAGCUGUUAACUAUGUUAAAAAUAUUAAGUAAAAGCUGUUUAAAGGGACAUGAAACUCAAAAAUGGUCUUUCAUGAUUCAGCUAGAGCAUACAAUUUUAAACAACUUUACAAUUUAAUUCUACUAUCAAAUGUGCUUUACUAUCUUGCUAUUCUUUGUUAAAGAAGCAGAAAUGCACUACUGUGAUGUAGCUGAACACAUCUGGUGAACCAAUAACAAGAAAUAUAUGUGUGCAGCCACCAAUCAGCAUCUAGCUCCCAGUAUUGAAUUGCUAAACCUAAACCUAUCCAGGUAUACAUUUCAACAACGAAUACCUAGUGAAGGAAGCAAAUUAGAUGAGAGAAGUAAACUGGAAAGUUGUUUAAAAUUGCAUACUCUAUCUGAACCAUGAAAGAAAAUAUUUGUGUUUCAUGUCCCUUUAAGGUUAAACUAAAAUGAAGUGUCUGGUUGCCAUGAGUCUCUUUACUCUAUUGCUCAUUGGCUCCCACAUAAAAAUAGUUUCUUCAAGAAAACAAGAAAAGUUGGUUUAUUCACGGCAGGACGAUUCAUUUUUCAUAAAACAAAAAACAAUAAUAUAUUUUGAAAUGCCUUCUUUUAGAUAAAACAAAGCAAAAAAUGACCACAAUGUCCUUUAAAUUAAUUAAAGGGCAAAAAUUUGGGUGUUUAUGUCCCUUUAAUUAAAGUAACAUCCUUAGCUUUUACAGGCAUCAAAGAAAAGCAAAUAUGGCUAAGCACAUACAAAAUAUUACCACAUAGUAAACAAUAGUAUUAUUGUAACGCAAAAUUAAAGGACUUAUAGCUUGAAGCAAAACAAACUGAUAACUAUGCAGAUUUCUAUCACUGUAUAUACAUACAACUGAAUUUACAAUGGAUAUUCAGAAUGGGUGUGAUAGGGAACAGACUAAUCAUUAGGUUACUGUUCAAUUACAAAUUGUUAGUUGUUUGCCUGCUAUGCCCAUACUUGGCUUUAUUGGCAAUGAUUGGAUACAGCAGUGCUUGACCUCAAUGUUUAUUCACUUUUGCAAAAUAAAACUAUAUCUGUCUGCAACUUGCAGCAGUUUGCCUGAAAA